AUGGCAACAUCCGGUCACAUCAAGGGCCAGCUUACGAAAGCCACGAACGCGCUGAAGGCAAGAAUCUCUCUAGUCCAGGAGAUUCUGGUCAACAACUGCGCUGACGAGGUGAAAGCCGAGCAAGGCCCCCUUAGUCCAGCAGAAGUUAAACAACUUCUAGUAACAUCGGCGACCGCAUUAGUUCAUCUCAUGGAGACCCUACAAGGGAAGUGGACUAGUGCCGAAAAUUACGCGAAAGGUGUAACAACCGAGGCUGAGCGUUUCGCCCUGCUUCAAGAGUUUGCUGACCAUUGGGACAGCAUUAGAGCGGACGAAGCACUCAUCAACGCGAAAGCACUAGUCAGGUCGAUAGAAGAACAGUUACGAGACCUUACCAAAACCCCGGUCACUCCCUUGAAGGUAGUCGACGUCUCCGAUAGUUCAGCUUCUAGUUCAGAACUGUUGGUUCACGUGCCUAAGUUGGAGCUUCCGGACUUCUAUGGAGAACCAAGCGCCUUUCCUGAGUUUUGGGAACUCUAUCUAGCCGCGAUACAUAACAAUCCUAGUAUUCCAGCUGCGGUGAAGUUCCUACAUCUUAAGAGCAAACUCAAGGGAAAAGCAAAGACCUAUCGCCUCCAUAGAACUGUCCCCUAA
This is a messenger RNA of Ostertagia ostertagi, 633 nucleotides long. NCBI's taxonomy places the organism in Eukaryota, Metazoa, Nematoda, Chromadorea, Rhabditida, Trichostrongylidae. The record is from the annotation of a GenBank genome assembly.